AUGGUCGGUCGUUAUCUACGAUUAUUUCGUAAAGAAUUAUUUAAAAAAUAUCCAAACUUAUGGAAACGAUUAGUAACACCCGAGGAAAAAGAGAAAUUAAUUCAAAUGGGUUUAGCCACUUCUAUCACAGCUACCAAUGCUAUGCUAUUACGUACCUAUGAAGUGAAUGAAAUCAUUUCCGAUCAAGAUCGUUUAGCUGAAUUAAAAGGUUGUCGUCAAUUGAUUGGCAACGAUUGUUUACCAAUAACAACCAAUCAACAAUUAAGAAAUUUUCACAUGAAUACCAGUUCAACCAAACUGAAUGUUGGUUAUACAUCAUCAUCGUUAUCAUCAUCAUUAUCAUCUACUGGUCGUACAAGUUUCAAUUCCAUCGGUGGUAAUUUGUCAACAUCAACAAAUUUAUCAUCAGGUGUUAUGAAUACUGUCACAGGUGCUAUGGAUCAUAUCAGUGGAAGUGGAAAUUUCAAGUCGAGAAGAGAUAGUAGUCGAUGGCUUGGUGUUGGUUCAACACCGAAUACAUCAUUUCAUUUAGAUUCAGUGCCUUGUCCAACUCCAAUUAGUCGAUUAAGAACUGCUCGACAAACUAGUAAAUCAUUUACAUUUCCAUUCUGUUUGGAUGAUUCCGAUCCAAUCGCAUUUCAUGAGAAUGCACGUCAACCGGAAUGCUUGGUGCCAAUUCGACUAGAUAUAGAAUGUGAUGGUGUAAAGCUACGUGAUUGUUUUACAUGGAAUCGUAAUGAACAGCUGAUUACAUUGGAACAAAUGGCUGAAGUAUUAUGUGAUGAUUUAGAUUUGAAUCCGAUAAAUUUUGUGCCAGCUAUUGUGAAUGCUAUGCGACAACAAAUCGACGCUCAUCCAAUGAAUGAUUUUCUUAUUGGACAAACUGAUACACGUGUGAUUAUUCGUUUAAAUAUUCACGUAGGCAAUAUAUCAUUAGUGGAUCAAUUUGAAUGGGAUCUAUCAGAACCGAAUAAUUCACCGGAAUUAUUUGCAUCACGUCUAUGUGCUGAAUUAGGUUUAGGCGGUGAAUUUGUUACUGCUGUCGCAUAUAGUAUACGUGGACAACUUGCAUGGCAUCAGAAAAUUUAUGCUUUCAGUGAAUCGCCUCUACCGACAGUCGAUAUAGUUUUUCGUAAUUCCAAUGAAGCGGAUCAAUGGAGUCCAGUUGUUGAAGUUCUUACUGAUGCAGAAAUGGAGAAGAAAAUACGCGAUCAAGAUCGGAAUACCAGACGAAUGCGUCGUCUAGCUAAUGCACAGCCCAACUGGUAGUUACUUUCUUUUUCACAAUGUUUUUUUUUCAAUUGUUAAAUGUUGUACACACAUAUUUAUUUUAAACAAAAAAUUUAUUAUCUGUAUAAUAUAUAAAUAUAUAUGUAUCAAAUAAUCAA
Messenger RNA from Schistosoma turkestanicum, 1388 nucleotides. NCBI's taxonomy places the organism in Eukaryota, Metazoa, Platyhelminthes, Trematoda, Strigeidida, Schistosomatidae. The record is from the annotation of a GenBank genome assembly.